AUGGGUUUAUUCACAUUUUUGUGUUUGUUCGUACUGCUUUUAUGUGUUGCGGGUGUUUUCUUCCGGAGUAAAAGGUGGGAAUUUUUCAAGAUUCAUUGAAAAUAUAUUGCGAAAUUCACUAAAUCAGCAAUUUUUUAUGUUUUUCUCAUUUUCUAAAGAAUUGAGAAUAGAAAAAUACUUUCCCUUGAGAAAAAAAAGACUUUCAAAAGCAACGAUAGUAUCUGAAUUGAACUUUUAAAAUUGCAAAAUCGAAACUAUUCAAAAAGUGAAGUAUUGAAAAGUAAAAUCUAAAAACAGAUAUUUACAAAAAAUUUAAGGAAAAAUGGUAUAAUCGCGUUUUUCCACCCUUAUUGCAAUGCUGGAGGCGGCGGCGAGAGAGUUUUAUGGUGUGCCAUUCGAGCGAUGCAAAAACAGUGAGAUUUACACGAAUUUAUCAGAAAAAUGAUAAAGUUAACGGUUUUCCGGUUUCCUGCGUACCGCCUUUACGUAUACACGGGAGAUUUUGAGGCUUCAAAAGAGCAAAUUCUUUUGAAAGCUCACCAGAGAUUCGGCAUCGAUCUGGACCCUGCUAGAAUUCAUUUCAUAAAACUUAGGUUGGUGUUGAAAUGAUUGGUUCUUUUGCAAGAAAGGAAUAAUUUGAAGACUGAGAAGAAUUGUGGAGGCCGAUUUGUAUCCGAGGUUGACAAUGUUGGGACAGGCGAUUGGCGGUGGGAUUCUGGCCUUGGAAGCUCUUUUCAAGCUCAAUCCUGAGGUAUAUCGAAAUACUCUAUGGGAGCGAAGUCAUUGAAUGAAUCUGAAAUUUGAAAAAAAUUAUUUUUUUAAUAUUUUUCAUUUUCAAGGAAAUAAAAAUACAGAAUUUUUGCGGUCAUUCUGUGUAAUAUUUGAGAGAUUCGAACCCAAAAAAAGCCCAUUUUUUUGACCAAUUUAUCUAUUUUUUUCCCGGAAUUUAAAAAUUUUUUUAAAUUGAAAUCCGCGAUUUGCGAUUAUAAAAUCUAGCGUAAACAUCAAGAAAUAAUAAUUUUUUUGAAUAACUUGAGAGGUUGAAAAUUAAACAGCGCUUUCGUAGAUUUUUCGAACUCCAGAAACCAUGGAACUUCCUUCUAAUAAAUUAUUCAUUUAUUCCAUCGAUUUCUCAUAACUCUUUCCCAAGGCAGUCAUUGACUCAAUGGGCUACCCACUCAGUCUGCCCGUUUUCAAACUUUUCGGCGGAGCUAAGGUCGCCACCUACGUUCAUUACCCUACGAUCUCUUGCGGUUUGUACUCGGCUCCAAAAGAAAAAAAAGUUUUUUUUCUGUCUCCCAGACAUGAUUGAACUCGUCGAAACACGAAGAUUCUCUUUCAAUAAUUCGCAGCUCAUCGUCGACAGCACCAUGUUGACGUAUAUUAAGGUUUCUCUUUGGGAUUAUAUUUUAAUUUUUUCUUUCGGUCAAAGUUUCUUAGUUUGCCCAGAUAAAUUGGCACAAUGAAGAGCUUUUUAGAACGUUUUUUUGCGUACUUUUUAGGAGUCCGGUUUGUCAAGGAACUCGAGAAUUUUUUAUGCUAAAAUCAAAAUUUUUUCAUUUUAAUGAUUUUUCUUCCAAAUAAUUUUUUUAUUAAGAGAUGGAUUGAGAAACUAAAGUUUUUUUACUUCUUCCCGUUUGUGGAAAAAAAUAUGUCAAAAAUUAUAUAUGUGCUGUAAUUUACUUCUUUUUAGGUUUUGUACUACCGAAUUUUUCGCCUUUUUGCUAUUGGCUGGCUGGCCGAGCAGCCGACCGCGUCAUGGUCAAUGGGAGGUAACAUUUUACGAGUUGAUUUUUUUGUUUUUUUGAAACCUGAUAUAAAAAAACAUACAAUCUCCGAAAAAUAUUUUUCAAUUGGAUUUUUCUAAUGAUCUCUUUCCAGCUGGACCCAGCAUCACAUCACGUCGAUUUGGCGACGUCGCGACGUCGAUAUCGUGUUUCCGCCUUGCGAUGUCGGCGUCCUUCAGUCCGUGGAAUCGAUCGCCGAGGAAUUGUUCGUUUUUUUUUUAAACUUCAAUGUUUCAAAUACUAUUUUCCUAGGUUCACUUCAAGCAAAGUUCUACGAAUUUUGGCGGUUGGCCAAAUUCGCCCGGAGAAAAAUCAUCGAUUCCAGUUGGAAAUUCUCCGUGAAGCCAGCGAUUCUUUGCGAAAAGAAGGUAUCGAGGUCGGUCUUUGUGAAAUUUUUCAUCACUGGUAACGCAUUUUCAAUGAAAAAGAGAUAUUGAAACAAUUUCAAGAAGUUUUUAUGUGCAGGUUGUUCAUAUGCAGUUGAAGUUUUCUUUCAAAAGCAAAAAAAUACUUUUUGAAGGGGUAUUAAAAAAAAUUUUUGAAAGUUUUUUCGCUAGGUUUUUUUUUCUAAAAUAAGAAAUGCAUAAGUGCGUGAGAAAUUUUCUUUUCUUUCUCUUCUUUUGUUAGAUUUUUUAUUUUUCAGGUUCGUCUUUGUAUUGCCGGCGGAUGUCGUGACCGGGAUGAUGAAAAAAGAGUUGGAGAGUUGAAGGUACCCCUUUUUUAUCGUUCUCUGCGAGAAAAAAAGUUUUUUUUUUUGCAAAAAGACCUUCCGAACUUUCCAGAAAUACGCAGAACAAUUGGACGUGACGUCACGAUUGGACUGGAAACUCAAUGUUCCUUAUGACGAACUCGUCGAGGAAAUGUCGGUCGGAUUGUUCAUAAUUAAUCAGUUUUAACACUCUGUGUGAUUAGAAAUCGAUGAUUUCGCUUCACACGAUGCACAACGAACAUUUCGGGAUUUCGGUGGUGGAGGGCCUCGCCGCUGGAAUGAUCACUUUGGCUAACGAUUCUGGUGAAAAUCUUGCUAGAUUCUAGGAAAAAUCAUAGAAAAUAUACUCUUUUUUUCGCGACUUGAAACUGCUUUCUUUUCUCUGCGCCCUCCUCGUCUCUCGGCCACCCUCUCAUAAUGACGUGAUAUUUUCAUGUUUCUCUGACCUUGUCAGUGAGGGACCAGAGAGACGCAGACACUCGAGAAGUGUCAAGUCGCGGCGAACAGGAUAUAAUAUGGCAGCGUUUCGAAAAAAACUUUUAGAGAAAGUCAAUUUAAUCAAUUUAUUUUCGCAACAUCGGGAUGGUAUGGUGAUGUUGCAGGGAGGGAAAAAGACCACUAGGUGGAUCAACUAACCCCAUCUGUGAAGAAAAAAUUUUUGUGUGAGAAAAGAAAAAGUCAAAGCAAAAAGUUCAGUUUUGAGAGAAAUUAGAUAAUUAAAGGUCGAUUCUCAUUCUUUUACGUCUAUUUUUCCACAUCAGAAAGUGGGAAUAAUUGGCUUUGAAAUUAUUGAGAUUCAGAAAAAGCUUUUUGUUCCGAUUCCUACAAAAGGAAUGUUUUUUGAUCUCCGUAAAAUUCCUAAUUUUUCCUCUUCUCAAAAAAUCUUGAAAUUUUUUCGAAUUGAAAAUUUCGCAAUGUCUUGUUGACUUUUUCCAAUUUCAGAUCCAAAAGUCCUUAUUUCUUUUCAUUUCUCAUUCUUCGUUUCUUUUUUCUCUGUGUGUGCUUCCGAGAACUAAUUCGAUUGUUUAGGAGGCCCCCAAAUGGAUAUUGUAAAAGAUCUGGACGGCCACAGCACCGGAUACUUGGCCAAAACCAAAGAAGGUCCUUUUUUUUUGCUUUUUCUUUCAAAUUGAACUGUGUUUUGUAGUUUGAGAAUGUUCUAUUUCAGAAUAUUGCCACGCAAUCGCCAAGAUAAUCCGCGAGCCGCGACAAAUUCGCGACGAGAUUCGAAAAUCCGCACGAAAAUCGUCUGAUCGGUUCUCCGAGGAGCGAUUUGAGGUGGAUUAUAUUAUUUUUAGCUUGAAGAAACGCUGAAAGUUCAAAUACUCUCAUUUCUUGAUCUUUGUCUUUUUUUGAUUUUUUUCUAGAAAAAUGAUGAAUUUUUUUAGAAAGUAGUUGAAAAAUCUUUUUCAAAUUUUUUUCAAAAAGCUUCAUGUAAUUUUUUUAGGACACCGACUUUAAAAAUAAAUUUUGGUGAUUUUUCUUUUUUUAUCGGAGAGAUUUUUAAGCUUUUUGUGUCUUUGAUUAAAUAAAAAAACAUCGAAAAAAAUUUUAAAAAAAUACAAAGAGUGAAAAAAAUUUAUUUCGAGAUUGUUAUAAUUGAAAAAUUUUUUUAGUUGUGUUCGAAAAACAAAAAAAGAGAAUACAAAAAAACCUUGAAGUCAUUUUUUUAAAGUAAGCAAGUCUACAGGGUGGCUCAAAAUUACCCGCACAAGCUAUAAAUGCUGUAUAAGAAAAAGUAAAAGUCAGAAAUCCAUGGGAAUCAACAAAAAGUUUAUUCAUGAUCAUAACAACAAUUAUAAGCUAAUCCUGUUCCAUUUGACUUCCUCUCUUUGCGAUGACAGUACGAAGACGCCGAGGGUACGCGACGAUGGUUGCACGCAGGUAAUCUGGCGACAAAGUGUCUCAUUCCUAGACCAGGGUCUUGUUCAGGGCCUCGAUACUUAAGGGGGAUUUGCCGUUGACCUUGUUUUGCAAAACCCCAGAAGGAGUAGUCCAAAGGUUUGAGGUCUGGUGAAAAAGGUGGCCGUUAGUCCUUCGGGAUGAACGCAGGCAAAUGGGUCUCGGACCACUGUUGCGACAACUUGGCUGCGUGUGCUGGAGCACCGUCUUCUUAGAGCAUCCAGGGACGUCUAUUGAAGUCCUUCUGAGUCCAGGGAAGAAGUGUCUUCUUCAAAAUCUCCGAAAUGAAAACUUCCUUGUUGAUUUUUACUUCUUGAUCGACAAAUAGCAAUGGUGUCUUGCGAUCAGCAGACUCUGCUCCGAAAACCAUCACACUAGCGGGGUGAGAGGCUCGAUGAAUGGUCCUUCCGUUGCCAAAAGCUUCGUCAGACGUCUUAGCAAGUACUCGAUGAUUUUGAGGGUUGAAUUCGGCCUGUACCGUGAUCAGCUUCUCGUCAGAGAACACUGUAACCAAGUGUCCUUCAGUGCGCGUGCGCUGUAGGAGCUCUCUUGAUCUUUCGAGCCGUUUCUUGUUUGUAGCUUCCGAGAGAAUGGCUGCUUUUCUUACAUGGUAACAGAUGAGCUUCAGCUUGUCUUUGAGGAUCCUUUCCAUCAAACUUCGACUAAUUUUCAUAUCUUUCGCCAUCUUUCUGAUGCUCCGGACUGAAUUUCUUCUGGUUCUCUCUUUCUCAGCUUUGAUCCGAUCUGGAGUGACGACUGUUGCUUUUCUUGCUCUCCCACAUCUAUCCAAGAACUUGCUGAGCUUUUUGAAACGAAAAAUCAAGUCAUAGACGGUUCUACUUGGGACUGCGAGCCGUUUAAUGAUGUCAACCGGAGCGACUUCUUUUUUGAAAAGGUGCAGAAUCGAAGAGCGAUGUGGAUUCGGUGGUGCCAUUUACCGAAAACAAAACCGAUUGAUCUGAAUUUUGGCAAAAUGGUAAAAAACAUACAAUUAAUCAAAAUUUUAUGUAUUACGAGCAACAGAAUUGCGUUUUCGCCUUGCUGUAUAGCGUCAAACUUUUGUGCGGGUAAUUUUGAGCCACCCUGUACAACUAAUCUAUUUUAAAUUAAUUGAUGAGAAGGAUAUGUUUCACAUGCGACCGUGUAUUUUCAUUUUACGGCGAAAUGAGAAUACUAAGAGAAUUUUAAACUUAUCAAAUGCGUUUUCGGUAAACUCCUUGAGGAGAAAAAUAAGCGUUGAACUUUCAAGAGUCAGCAUAAAAUUACGAAAAAGUACUUAAAUAAACAAAUUCAGAAAGAAUGGCUUCGGGUGAUGAAAGGUUUCCUCAACCAGGAGUCAAGCUCUCACAGUUCCCACAGCUCUCGCAGCUCUACGCGAUAA
Molecule: messenger RNA, 5779 nt
Organism: Caenorhabditis auriculariae
Lineage: Eukaryota; Metazoa; Nematoda; Chromadorea; Rhabditida; Rhabditidae
Source: the annotation of a GenBank genome assembly